CUGUGAUGUGGUGAGUGAGUGUAAACUGUGAUGUGGUGAAGUGAACUUAUAUAUAAUAGUGUAAGCUGCGUGUUGGAGGUGGUACUCAGAAGUGUCCUACAACUUGGAGUGUCAGCUGAGUGUUGAGAAGGUCCGGUAACGAGGAGGAGGAAGCAACACACAAACAGUCACUACAGGGAAACUUUUUAAAAAUUUCUCCUCUCAAGUACGACGGACAAAAGUUUAACUGGGGGUCUUGGAGAAAGUUUUGGUAGUGUGUUGCAUGUGUGGAUGUUGUGUUGCCUUCCACCUCUUGUUGCCGAGGUGUUGAGGGCAGCACCAGGUAGCAGCACAAUCGCUCCUCAGGAAAGUAUCUGAAGGAGGAAAAAGAAUCCUUCAGGAAGUGGUGGUCAGAGUAGCCCCGACGAGAUCCCGGUCUCUACCCCAGAGAUGGAGACCUUCCCUGACCAGCGGCCCUCGUCAGCUUCACAGACCACCGGAGCGGAGGAGGCAGAGCCAUUGAUCCCCGACGACUCUCAAGGUCAAGGUAAUUUUUCUGCCAGUGACGACCACCACGACGACGACGCUGCAGGAAGAGUCGUCGCCAGCAACCCGAGGUUCGUCAGGUCCUUCAAUAGGCGGAUACGAACCCGCGAGCCGAAAGGGUUGAGGUACAAGACAUUCUCAGGUGCCAUUGACUUUAGACAGCCAGAAUUUAGAGAGAGAGAAGAGGAAGACAGCAACAGCCAAGAACGAAGGAGGAGCGAGUCACAAGCAACAGUCGACAACACAGAGAACCUUACACACGGCGGCAGGGUGAGGACUGUGUGUGUUGUAGACGGGAACGACAAUGACUGUGAGGUCCUCUGCUCCCCGGGGUCCGACGAGGUCUUCUGGGACCCCGACACCUCCCUGGAUACCCGCCUACUGGAGUCAACGUCGAUCUUUUAUGAUACUUCCUCCUGUGUCCAGAAACCAACUCUGAGUCUCGUUACUGAGGCAGAACAACACAAGGACGGGGAGAAGGACUCCACGUCGAUGGUACCCGGAGAUGACUGUGUCGACGCUGACUAUUCGAAGCCGAAAGACCAUGGUGGAGGAUUGUCAUUCUUCUCUCGCCUGAGUAAGAGCGUCUCCCUCAAGAGAAAAUACGGCAAGUCCUACGGCAAACCAUACACGGUCCCUAUCAGUGAUGAGAAACAUGAGAGAGAUACACCAGUAGCUAAGGAGAACCUGGAGAGUAUCCUGGAGAACUCUCAGGAGAAGAACAAAGAGAACUCCCCCAAGAACCAGCAGUCUCGGUUCUUCUUCCCAGCGUCGGAUUGGUUGACGGGCGACACAGUGCUCCAACACAUGUCUCUUGAACCUCCAGGUGACAGUGGGUCUGGUGAGGCCCUCAGUCCAGGGGCUCAGCGGGAUGUUGACACUUCUCCCACCAGGACGGAGGAAACUGCAGAAGAUGUAACAAAACUGGAGCAGUUUGUCAGUCUCUCUCGGAACGAAAAAGCGACCUCCUCUCUGGUGUGUAUAAACUCCCCCCCGCCUCCCAGAACGAAGAAACCCACACCUGUUCCUCUCACUAUCCAGAACAAGUUACCUGAAGGGGACCAGGAGUUAGGUAGUGCUAGUGAUCCUCCAGGUGUCGAGUCCUCAGGUGAGAGACGUGAGUCAGCUGGCUUGUCAAUAACUCAUCAGAUUUUUAGUCCAGUACGAUCUAAAGGUGUAAGUAAUACCUUCUACAAUCUUUGGCCGACGGUCUUUCCCAGCCCAGCCAGUGAUGCAAAGCCUCUGGCUGAUCAAACUGUCAGUAGGAAAUCCAGUUCAGAAAUAAACAGUCAGAGUGACACCAGUCAACAGUCAAGCCCCCGGUCGGUGUCGUCAGCGAAGCCACAAGAGGACAAGUUUCCUGGAGGUGUUGGGAAGACAUGUGAAAAUGUUUGUCUCAUUCAGCAGUCAAAAGUCGCCAGCCAUCAGCGGCCACAACCCCUCGACCACAGCACGUUAUCACAGCAGACUGUCAGCAGCAGGACACCAAGCAAGGUCGGCCAGGUAGAAGGAAACACACCGAAGAAGAGUAAGUUUCGCCCAUCUUUCGUCUUCAACACCGAGAACACCUCAAAGAAAGGCGAGGCUGAGAGAGCAUCCAUGAAGGAGAAGACACAGAAGAAGGAGAAGAUAACUGGCGAGAGGAAGGCGACUGAGGCCAAGGCUUGUUUAGUCUCCAACAGGCUCAGGAGAGUUGGAGCAAUCAAGAUGUGUGAAGAUUUCCAGCACCUUCUGCCCGACGACAGUCACGUCUCGCUCACGAGUGUGUUCACCAUCACUGACCACAACAUGGCCACCCCGCCAGACCAGCAGGACAAGAGGCCUGGUCUGGACCCCAAUUCCGGUAUUAAAAAAGACUCGCACAACAAGAGGGCAGGUGUAGACUCCACCGCAAGUAUACGGAAUCUGUCCUCUACUGGAGCCAUACCAAAGACGAGCAACUUAAACAAGACUCUUCAGGUGACGCUUAAAGACGUGACCAAACUCAAGGGUUCCAGUGAGGUCAAAGUCUCAGAACUAGAAAACAAUAAUACUGAACAAGAACGUCAGGAGCCGCCAGAAACAAAGAAGGGUCAAGGAAAACACUCCAGGAAGCGCGGGAAGCGAUCAAUGGAAAGAUCUAUAUCUGUGCCUUUCUGGACCAAGUUCUGCUCUCAGGACAGCAGUGGUCCAGGUACUGACAGUGUUGCUAGUUCAGAUAAGAAACUCACAAACGGCGAGAAAGUGACGACUGAAGACUCAAAAGACGAGGCUGGAAAGAUUAAGUCAUCGCCCGUCAGAGGUGAUCGUCAGCAGACCAAGUCAUCACACAAGAGAGCCAGAUCACAGGACCUGACUAAGACCUUCAAGGACGAGCUGUUCUCGUUAGCGGCUCCCGAGAGGUCCUCUUCUUACGGCAACAUAUCCAGGCUGAAGCAAGAGGUGUCAUCCACGCUGGCUCCUGUCCACUUCCUCCCACUAGAGUCUCCGUCAGUGAGCAACACAGAGGACUCGGGAGUGUGGCAGAGGCACUUGAGCUGCAGCGACAUUAUUGAAAUUGGGAAAGAAGCGCUCGAGUCUCCAAGGCUGACUCGAGCCUUUCGUGACUCCAAGAUGAUGAGCACCUCGGCCUUCUGCCUCACGAGCCACGCAGCCAAGAAGUCCUCUUCCACCAAAGGCUCCUCGCCACCUGCCCUUAUUGGCGAGGAUACAUCUCAUUCAGAAGGUUCCUUGCCCCCCUCGCCUUCAGGGCUCUCCACCAGGAAGUUGGGGUCGUCACAGCUACAGUACACGUCACCCUACGACCUGGUCACACAGGCCAGGGACAAACCUUACUACCAGCGCCUAAUUAACGUCUUCCACAUACAAGCUACGGACAGCAAGAUGGACUCGUUGGUGCAGCAGCUGGACCUCUACAGUAAACAGGGCAUACCUCGACAACCUCACCUCCUGGCCUCACAGUCACCUGGUAAUGACGAUGAGGUGGUGGUGGAGGACAGCUGGAGGACGUUGGUAGAGGGCCACGAACAGCUGGAUGAACGACAGGAGCAACAGCAGAGUGCUAUCUGGGAGCUGGUGGAGACGGAGGCCACUUACAUCCACAUGCUCAAAGUAAUAACUGAUCUGUUCUUGGCGUGUCUGUGCAACCUCCAGAAUGAGUCGCUCCUAUACGAGGUGGAUACAGACAAACUCUUCAGUAACAUCCAAGAGAUCUACUGCGCCAACCUCACCUUCUGGAGGGAACACGUCGUCAGGAUGUUGGAGGCUUCUAGGUCCUCUCGCCAGCCCCUAGACCCCACCCUGCUGACAGAUGCCUUCUAUAAAUUCGACGAGUUGUUCCACCCGUACACUCGCUACUGUCUGGAACAAAGCAACUGUCAACUGUACUGCAAAGAAAAAGAUCACGACAACGAACACUUCAAAAUGUACCUGGCUUGGUGUGAGACGCAGAAGGAGUGUAACAGACUGCGAUUGGUGGACAUCCUCGUUCAGCCAAUGCAACGCCUUACCAAGUACUCACUGCUACUCAAAGCCAUCCUCAAGAAGACUAACCUGGAGGACCACAAGUUGUGCCUUCACAAUAUGAUCACCCACGUGGAGAACUUCGUGUCCAACGUGAACUCCGCCUUGAGACACAAACACGAACAGGAGAGACUCAGGGACAUUGCCAGAAGGAUCGAGGCUUAUGAGGCUGUGGAGACCCGGGAUGAUGAGCUGGAGCGUAUAGUGAGGAACUACUCAGACCUCAACCUGACCCAGCCUAUGCCUGGGUGUCCAGAGCACAUGCCCAGACACCUCCUGCACCAUGGUGACCUCCGAUUCAGGGACUCCCACACCUCCAAGAUGGAUGUCCAUGUGUUCCUCUUCACUGACCUCCUCCUCAUCACCAAGGUCACCCAGAGGAAAGCUGAGAAAGUCAAGAUUGUGCGUCCACCAUACCACGUAGAGCGGCUGGUGUUGGUCGACCUGAAGGACAGCACAUCUAUCGGUCUCGUCGUCAUCAAUGAGUGGAAUGUUGCUGUGGCUGCCUUCACCCUACAGUGUCCGGACUCACGUACACACAGAACGUGGCAUGACACACUCAAAAGAGCAAAAGAGCAAUACAAGGAGGCGCAGCAAGCACAGGAUGUGAUGGUAUAUGAUGAGAUGACAUGUGUGGGUCACCUAGUACCUCGUUCACCUCGCCCUGGCUCAUCCAGAGCUUCACGGGUCUCCAGUCUUGUACAUUCUCACUCUGGUUCUAUAGAUCUAAAUGAAUCCUCUCCAGCUACUCAACAUCACCCUAGUAUUGACAUGAGUGAUGUGAGAGCAUCUAGUGCCUCCAGCGAUGAUUCUGUUGCCCAGCCUGCUGCAGAGAUCCAAAGGUCGCGAUCGCUGGAAGGUGGCGGUUGCGGUGCUAUAUCCCCUCGUCCUGACCGCCGCCCUGGCUACCCCAAGACUCCCAAUACCUUAAGUGUCAUACCACCCUAUUCUACUGGACAGUCUCUUCCAAACCUCACUGUCGAGUCGGCCAAUUCCCUUCGUGUGCCUGGCACCAAUGGUAGCAACCCAAAAGCUCUGUCCCCCUGCACUAGAGGAGUGUCCUACCCACCGCCCUCACCACGCACACUUCGUCGGUCAGCCCCAGUGCCACAGUCUCGCAACCCACCGUUAACCAAGGCCCGCCACGUAACCUCCAUGAUUGGGUCUCCACAGGAUGUGGACCAAGGCGAACAGGACGAUGCAACGAGAGGCCAGCGUCGUACAUAUCGCAUCGACAGGAUGGAUAACCGCCGCUACCAUACUGCCGGGGCCAUCGAUGAUAUCAAGAAACAAGAUGCUAAGGAUGCCACUAUCCAUAAGCGUCUGUCCUGGAACUAUGGGCAGGGGCCUCCACCAACCCGGGACCUUGGGAAUGAUCAAGGGAAAUUAGGUUGUCAUAAACACGCUGUCAAGAACGUCUCGUGCGAGUCUGUACACAGCUCCUCGGGGGUUUCCUCGACCUCGUCUCUUCAUCGUUCUAUGGGAUCUGAAGUAGAGGCACUGGAGAAUAUUGAUGAUAAUGAACUCGAAGAUGCGGAGGCCACCGUGGUAGACCUAACAGUGAGUGAUUGUACCAGCCUAAAAAUAUCUCCACACAUCUCUACAACGUAUAUCUGCCACGACUCUGACAUCACUCUUGGUGUAUGCUCACAGUAUAUUACUCAACCAAAUAGUUCUCUUGAGCCAAGUGAAGGUUGUGAGAAUUUGGUGAAGAUCGACGUGUCAGAGACGGACCCCGGAAUCUCCUCGGUGCAAAUCACAGUCACGGAAGGCGCCGCCUCUUCUUCCUCUUCGAAUUUGUCCUCCACCAAGUCUCCAGAAAGUGCCCCUGCGAAGCCUGAUAAUACCAGGAUGAAAGAGAUCCUCCUGAAUGAUGCUUCAGUUGAGGCCUCGGAUGUAUGAGAGAGGCCGUGGACGUCCCCCGAGGAGGGACCAAGACUCUUUUCUCAGCCACCACGACACUUUGAUGUCACCUCAUGGCACCUGAUGUCGCCUUAAUCAUGUGAUGUCAACCGAGGUCAUGCAGAAGAGGACAGAAAGAGAAUGCUAGUGAUUUUAUAGCACAGUAUUAACUUAUGGUGAUAAACACUACUGGUUAAAGGCAACACUUUAACCAACACUUACAAUACUGUAUAGUGAAUGUUACUGUCACUGAAGUGAUUUUUUGUUUUACUUCAGUUUUGAACAACGAAUCUGUGUAUAGGUUCUGGUGAUGAGGUCAAGAAGGAUUUUGGACUGUAAGUGAGAAUCAACUGUCAGAUCUCAUAGCAUCAGAACCCUAGUGAGAGCUGUUGAUCUCUGUUGACUUGAAUUUGUUUGUGCCCCGAUCUUCGCCUUCCAAAGUUAUUAUGGUCUAUACAUGGAGUGCAUUGUGAAGUGGAGUCUUGUGACUUAAUCCUGUGUGCAACCCUGAUAGAUUUUGUACUGUACAUUCCAUCCCCUGGCAGGAAGUGUUUAAUUUAUUUGGUAAUCAUUCCAUGUAUCGCAGUACCUUUGUAUCCACCUUUUUGUGUGGAUUUUGUAAGAUAUUAGUUGGUACUGUUGAGUGGACAAUGAUAUAUAAAGAUUUAUAUAUAAAUAUAUAUAUGUAUAUAUACAUGUACAGUAUACACUUAUGUAUAUGUAUAUAUAUAUAUAUAUUAUAUGUAUUGACAUUAAACCUUUUUUGUGAAUUUGAAAUAUUUUUAUAUCAUUCACAGUCUUCAAAGCUACAACCUAGUCCUAGAUGCUCUAGUUCUUGUUAAUAGAUAGUUAAUGGAAACAAUGUUGACAUAUUUUCCAGGUCUUUCUAGAAAAUAGUGUACAGUCUAUUUUAUAUUAUGUCCCUAUAUCUUAAAUAUUACAAUUAGAUCCACAUAGUUCCUUCAUGUAUUUGUAACCGAUUAUGAAACACUUGUCAUAUUAAUAGUGAUGUUGGUUUAUACUCAAGUUUACAGUGUGAGUGUCUUACCCCCACACACAACACGUGCGGUAUAUACGAUGACGGGCAUCGUGUAUUAUCUACCUUGUUAAUGUUCAUAACUUACAUGAAAAAUAAAAGUUGCAGCAUAAUACUUGGCCAGGUAUUCCCCUGUAUAAUAAUAGUGAGUCUAGCUCUGGACUGUAAGCAUCUCCACAUCAAGAACCAGCAAUAACACAAGUACUUGGGCAGAAAAUAAUACAGCCCGUGGUUUUCAAUAUGAGACACGAGUUAUACAAAGUUUACGUAGGAACUUUUUUCUCUUUGUAACGAGUAAAACUACAGUGUUACAGUGAGUGAUCUUGUAGCUCAUUACAGUUAAUGCUGUUUCAUGGAGGUUGUUUAACAUUUUUGUAAGAGUUGUAUACAGUGUAUUAGUUACUACUAUAAAAAAUUUAGUUCUGAUCAAGUUUAAGUAGUUUUCUCCUAAUAUCACAACAUAGCCACUUGUGUAGUAUAUUAUUGAUCAUGUUGCGUCGUCAUAUCACUACAAGCCUUUCCAAAGAAUAUAUAUAUAUAUAUAUAUAUA
Molecule: messenger RNA, 7514 nt
Organism: Homarus americanus (American lobster)
Lineage: Eukaryota; Metazoa; Arthropoda; Malacostraca; Decapoda; Nephropidae
Product: pleckstrin homology domain-containing family G member 5-like
Exons: 14
Coding region: 430-5928 (1832 amino acids)
Biological process (GO): endothelial cell migration; Rho protein signal transduction
Cellular component (GO): endocytic vesicle; plasma membrane; axon
Molecular function (GO): guanyl-nucleotide exchange factor activity
Source: RefSeq, a predicted model, not a curated record